This is a messenger RNA of Lasiodiplodia theobromae, 237 nucleotides long. RefSeq names its product Amidase. The transcript has a single exon. The coding region runs from base 1 to 237 and encodes 78 amino acids. NCBI's taxonomy places the organism in Eukaryota, Fungi, Ascomycota, Dothideomycetes, Botryosphaeriales, Botryosphaeriaceae. The record is from RefSeq and is a predicted model, not a curated record.
AUGACCACCGAAUCCUACCUCUUCCCUGAUGCUCCUAUCGUCGCCCUCAUUCUCAAGGAGUACGACCAACAUGACUUUGGCGGCUCGUCCGAGGCUCUCGCCGACUGGCUUAACAAGCGUUGGCGCAAGAGCGGCUAUCAGAUCGAGGCCGAGGUCGUCCAUUCGGUACUCCUUUGCAAUGGCCGUAAGGCUGUCGCCGGUCAAGGUGACUCGCUGGGUGGCGCGUUCCUCAGGUAG